AUGGGGCUUUGGUCCAAAACAAAGGCUGUCAAGGAAUUGAAUUUUGGGGAUCCUCAACCCUCAAUCUCUCACAACCAAACAUCCACUUAUAGGCAAAGUCCAAAAGCCUUCUUCACAAGCACCCGCUACACGCCAGCCAAUACAAACAUCUCCUUUGGAUUUAAAGAACUCUGCCUGGAAUCAUGGGAGUUGACUCUGGCAAAGCAUUAUCCCAGAGCACUUCUCUCUGCAACAGAUUCAGAUAAUCUUGGGUGGUUUGGCAAGAAAAUGUGGGCCUUUUUGGAUAAAAUAAGAGAAGAGGAAGAGAUUUUCCGAGUGGCUUUUGAGAACGAACUAAAAUUGGAUUUAGAGAGACAAGGGGUGUUAGAGAAAAGUGUUGCUUCGUCAAUAGUGCUUGCUUACCUCAUGGUGGCUUUUGUGAGAUGGAGUAUACUUUUUGUUUUUGGAUUGGAGGAAACAAAGUGUGUUGGAUCUGUUCGGUCACAUGUUGACAUGUAG
Messenger RNA from Dovyalis caffra, 498 nucleotides. The record is from the annotation of a GenBank genome assembly. NCBI's taxonomy places the organism in Eukaryota, Viridiplantae, Streptophyta, Magnoliopsida, Malpighiales, Salicaceae.